Molecule: messenger RNA, 1145 nt
Organism: Bicyclus anynana (squinting bush brown)
Lineage: Eukaryota; Metazoa; Arthropoda; Insecta; Lepidoptera; Nymphalidae
Gene: Taf11
Product: transcription initiation factor TFIID subunit 11
Exons: 5
Coding region: 141-1043 (300 amino acids)
Biological process (GO): transcription initiation at RNA polymerase II promoter; RNA polymerase II preinitiation complex assembly
Cellular component (GO): nucleus; transcription factor TFIID complex
Molecular function (GO): protein heterodimerization activity; transcription coactivator activity
Source: RefSeq, a predicted model, not a curated record
UGUCAAAGUCAGCUAAGAAAUGAAAACAUUAAAAACAUAAAUAAUUAUUGAGCUACUAAAAAUAUUAUUCUAUUUCUGUGAUAAAUGAAAUUGUUUUUCAAAUUAAAUUAAUUUAGCCAGUGGCCCAGUUGUUUAGUGGUAUGGCUGACAAUCCAAGCAGCGACGGCUUGUCGGAAGCAGAAAGGUUAAGAGAGGAAGAAUUGGCACAAGAGUUGGAUCAUAGUGACUCAAAUGAAGACGACUCCCAAGAUAUAUCUUUAGAAAUAGAAGAUAGGCUGCUUAGGGAUGAACCUGAAUAUAUCACAUUAACUAACUGCAAUGAAAGUAUAAACAGCACAGACAAUGAAAACACAAUGAGGGAUCAGUUCACUGAAAGUUUGCAAAAUGUCACAACAGAAGAAGGUCUCGGAAAUGUAUACACAGAAACUGCCGACACAUUCAACCCAAAUGAUGCACUGACUGAUGCUACUGAUCAGUAUGAAUCAUAUAUAAAUGAUUAUACAUUUGACAACAACCAUUCAAUUGAUGACAAUGAAUUAGACAACAGUAGAGAGGUAUUCAAACUAAGAGAAGGGGAUGCUGAUGUAUCAAAUAUGAGUAACUAUCAAAUGAAUGAUAUGUCAAGUAUGGAUUAUCAAACUACAGAGGAAAUGCUGAUGAGUGAAAGGGAAAGGGAGAAAAAAACCAAAAAAGAAAUGGAGGAGGAGGAGAGAGAAAAGAUGCAAGUACUGGUAUCAAACUUCACUGAAGAGCAACUGAAUAGGUAUGAGAUGUAUAGGAGAGCAGCAUUCCCCAAGGCAGCCGUAAAAAGGUUGAUGCAAACCAUCACUGGGUGUUCAGUGGGACAAAAUGUGGUGAUAGCCAUGUCUGGUAUUGCUAAAGUAUUUGUUGGAGAGGUUGUUGAGGAAGCAUUGGAAGUACUGGAGACUUCUGGUGAGCCAGGACCACUGCAGCCGAAACAUCUUAGAGAAGCUCUGAGAAGGCUUCGUGUCAGAGGGGCCAUUCCUACAAGAAAAGGCUACAAGGGCACAUUCAGACUAUAAUCAUAUGAUUAGUACUGUAAAAAUGAUUUGUAAUUGUUUUGGUAUGGUAAUAAUUAAUAUAUUUAAGUUUAACAAUAAAAAUAAGUUUUACAGUAAAUUAAA